GCUUCCUCUCCUCUGCUCUUACUUUCCCUUUUCUUUUUGUUUUUCCAUUAACCUUUUUCUUAUUGAAGAUACAAACAAGCAAGCCUCCAAAAAGAAAAAAAGAGGCAGGAAGAAGGAAGAAGAUGAACUUAGAGAGAGAGAAGGAUUGUAAAACAGUUAAUCAAAAUUCACCAUGAGUUUUCUUCAUUCGAGAUUCUUCUUCUUCUUGCUUCUCUUCUCCUUCUCCGUCUCUCUAUCUUCAUCCUCCUUCUCAGCUGGUGAAGAAGUUAACCAGAUUCAUAGAAGAAUCCUCCAUCAGCCGCUUUUCCCGGAUAGUUCUCCUCCUCCUCCUCCAGAUUUCCAGUCCACGCCGCCUCCUCCCGAUCAGCCAUUUUUCCCGGAGAAUCCUUCUACCCCUGACCAGCCUCAGCUCCCUCCUCCUCCUCCGCCUCCUGCUUCCUCCGAAGCCAAUGGCGGACUACCGAUUCCAACAGCUACUACUCAACAGUCGAAGCCAGGGGCGAAACUCGCGAUCGCCAUAUCCGUUGGAGUCGUCACGCUCGGUAUGCUCUCGGCUCUAGCUUUCUUCUUGUACCGCCACAAAGCUAAACACGCCAGCGACACUCAGAAACUCGUCACUAGAGGAGGAGGAGAUGCCGGUUCUCGAAGAUUCCACGAAGAUCCGUUACCACCGACGUCUUCCACGUUUCUCUACAUGGGAACCGUUGAACCGAGCCGCGAACCGGCCAGCGACUCUAUUGGACCGGUUAAUACUUCUCCGUACCGGAAAUUAAACUCGGCUAACAAGCGAUCGGAUCGAUACCGUCCGAGUCCUGAGCUCCAACCGCUCCCGCCGUUAUCUAAACCGCCGCAGCAGCACCAGCAACAGUCUCCCUCGGCCUUGUCUCCUUCUGCAUCGUCGUCUUCCGACGAAGAAUGCCGCGACACCGCGUUCUACACGCCGCACGGAUCUGCUAUCAGCAGCGACGACGGUUACUACACGGCGUUUCCUCGGUCAGUCAGCAACAGCAACGGCCAUUCCUCUGGAUCCAUCCCUCCUCACUCGAAGAGGACUUCUCCGAAGUCGAAGUUCGGAACGUCGGCGGGAUCUAGGUCGCCGGAGAUGAAGCACGUCAUCAUUCCGUCGAUAAAGCAGAAACCGCCGCCUGUGCAACCUCCACCGUUUAGAGGCUUGGAAACUGAUGAGCUAAUAGAGAUUCCUUAUCCACAGAACAAGCCUAAGUUCUCUCAGCCUCCUCCUCCGCCGAAUAGGGCGGCGUUUCAGGCGAUUACUACGCAGGAUAAGUCACCUCUCAGCACGCGAGUGUCACCAAGGAGGUCGUCUCCUACUCCUCAUCUCCACACGCCGCCUCCACCUCCACCUCCUCCACUCUAUACGCCACCUCCACCCCCACCUCCUCCUCCUCGGCCUCCUCAGAUACGGCCAAGAGAUUUCCAGAUACCUCGAAAACUCAGCAACUCAGAAGCAACGAAGGUAGAUGAUCACCCAAGAAAACUAGCGUUCAAGACUCCAAGUCCUCAAUCGAAAGCUGUUAAGGAGGAGGAGGCCAAAAGUGUAUCAGCCGGGACAGGAGAAGGGGACACGGACCCAAGCAGGCCAAAGUUAAAGCCACUCCACUGGGACAAAGUACGCGCGAGCUCUGAUCGAGCCACUGUUUGGGACCAGCUCAAAUCAAGCUCAUUCCAAGUGAACGAAGAUCGGAUGGAGCAUCUGUUUGGUUGCAGCUCAGCAAGUUCAGCUCCGAAGGAACCUGUGAGAAGGUCAGUGAUGCCUCCAGCUGAGAAUGAGAACAGAGUGCUUGAUCCAAAGAAAUCGCAGAACAUCGCAAUCCUCUUAAGAGCACUGAAUGUAACUCGUGAGGAAGUGUCGGAAGCUCUUUUAGAUGGUAAUCCCGAGAGCUUAGGUGCAGAACUUCUAGAGACUUUGGUGAAGAUGGCUCCAACAAAGGAAGAGGAGAUAAAACUCCGAGAGUACUCUGGUGAUGUCACAAAACUAGGAACAGCUGAAAGAUUCCUUAAAACCAUUCUCGAUAUCCCUUUUGCAUUCAAAAGAGUUGAAGCAAUGUUGUAUAGAGCCAACUUUGAUGCAGAAGUCAAGUAUCUAAGGAACUCUUUCCAAACGUUAGAGGAAGCAAGCUUAGAAUUAAAAGCAAGCAGGCUAUUCCUUAAGCUCCUGGAAGCUGUUUUAAUGACAGGAAACAGAAUGAAUGUUGGCACUAAUCGUGGAGAAGCCAAAGCCUUCAAACUCGAUACUCUUUUAAAACUCGUAGACGUAAAAGGAGUUGACGGCAAAACCACAUUGCUACACUUUGUCGUUCAAGAAAUCACAAAAUCCGAGGCGACCACAACAACAAUAGAUGAAACCAUCCUCCACGAAAACAAAGACGGUUUCAGAAAGCAAGGACUACAGGUCGUGGCUGGACUGAGUAGAGAUCUGGCAAACGUUAAAAAAUCAGCCGGGAUGGAUUCCGAUGUACUGAGUGGGUACGUGACAAAGCUCGAGACGGGUCUUGAGAAACUCCGAACUUUUAUCAAGACAGAGACAGCAACAACAACAACUCCAGGGAAGUUCUUUGAUUCGAUGAGAACGUUUCUCAAAGAUGCAGAAGAAGAGAUUCGAAAGGUCAAAGGAGGAGAAAGAAAAGCUCUGUCAAUGGUUAAAGAAGUAACAGAGUAUUUCCACGGAGACGCUGCAAAAGAAGAAGCACAUCCUUUAAGAAUCUUCAUGGUCGUGAGAGAUUUUCUCGGAGUUCUUGAUAACGUUUGUAAAGAAGUUAAGACAAUGCAGGAAAUGUCGUCAGCGAUGGGUUCGGCUUCAGCUAGAUCGUUCAGAAUUUCAGCAACAGCUUCCUUACCGGUUCUUCAUAGGUAUAAGUCAAGACAAGAAGAUACAAGCUCAGAUAAUGAACACAGCAGCAACUCUUCCACGUGAUGAAAAUACAAAAGGCUGUACAGUUUCUUACACUGGAGAUAAAAGGAUUAAGUUGGUGUUUCUCAAACCGGAGGAGAUAUUAAGUUGGUUAAGCCGGAGAAUAUGGACCGGUUCAUGGAGAAAACAAACACUACAACAAUGAUAAAAUUUUCGUUAACAAAUAAGUUUCUUGGUUAAUUUUUCUUUUUUUGUCGGCCGUUGAAAUAUAGAUAGCUAUAUAUGAAUAUAUCCUAAUUUCUUGGGUUUA
This is a messenger RNA of Raphanus sativus (radish), 3179 nucleotides long. Its product is annotated as formin-like protein 6. Bases 173 to 2932 code for a protein of 919 amino acids. The record is from RefSeq and is a predicted model, not a curated record. Gene Ontology annotation, biological process: actin nucleation; actin cytoskeleton organization. The transcript is spliced from 4 exons. Gene Ontology annotation, molecular function: actin filament binding. Lineage: Eukaryota; Viridiplantae; Streptophyta; Magnoliopsida; Brassicales; Brassicaceae.